Messenger RNA from Aspergillus sclerotioniger CBS 115572, 1973 nucleotides. RefSeq names its product glycoside hydrolase. The coding region runs from base 12 to 1889 and encodes 625 amino acids. Gene Ontology annotation, molecular function: alpha-L-arabinofuranosidase activity. Gene Ontology annotation, biological process: L-arabinose metabolic process. NCBI's taxonomy places the organism in Eukaryota, Fungi, Ascomycota, Eurotiomycetes, Eurotiales, Aspergillaceae. The transcript is spliced from 9 exons. The record is from RefSeq and is a predicted model, not a curated record.
CCGAGGGCAUCAUGAUUUCUUCUGUCCUAUCCUCCUUGGCCGUGUCAUGGCUGGCCAGCCAGGCAUUUGCUAUUGAACUGACUGUGUCGAAAACUGGCGGAAAUUCGUCCAGCUCCCUACUCUAUGGGAUCAUGUUUGAGGACAUCAACAAUUCGGGUGACGGCGGCAUUCACGGCCAGGUGCUUCGCAACAACGGCUUCCAGGGUGACGACCCUGGCCUUACGGCGUAUAGCGCGGUAGGAGACGUGACCAUAUCACAAGAUACAUCCGAGCCGCUCAGCAGCGCCAUCACCUCUUCGCUCAAGGUGUCUGUUCCGUCUGGAACAACCGGAUAUGUUGGCUUCGCCAACGAGGGCUACGAUGGCGUUCCGGUUCUGGACACUACUUACGACAACUAUUUCUACAUGAAAGGUGAUUACUCUGGCAUCGUGAAUCUCCGGCUGGUGGGAAACUCGAGCGGAAUCGUCUAUGCAGACCACAACAUCACUGUGGCCAGCACCACCUCCAACUUUACUUACUAUGAGACCUCGUUUACGUCGUCCGUCUCCGCAGAUGCAAAUAAUGUGUGGCAGCUGCGAUUUGACGCUUCCAAGGUGGCUGGAAGCUCUCUGAACUUUGGCUUGGUGCAGCUGUUUCCUCCUACAUAUAACUCGCGGUUCAAUGGCCUUCGUGAUGAUGUCGCUAGCUUCCUGGCAGAGGUCAAGGCGUCUUUUCUCCGAUUCCCCGGAGGCAACAACCUUGAAGGCGCCAGUCCAAGUGAUCGCUGGAAGUGGAACGAGACUAUCGGCCCAGUCAUUGAUCGUCCUGGACGAGAAGGUGACUGGACUUAUCCGAACACAGACGCCCUUGGUCUGGACGAGUAUCUGCAGUGGUGCGAGGACAUGGACCUGGUUCCCGUUCUUGCUGUGUGGGCCGGUCUGAGCCUGGGUGGCGGCAUUGUCUCUGGAUCAGCCUUGGAUCCCUACGUUGAUGACAUUCUCAACGAACUCGAGUACGUCCUCGGCUCGACGGACACAACCUACGGCGCCCUACGUGCCAAAAACGGCCGCACUGAGCCUUGGAACGUCCAGCACAUCGAGGUAGGCAACGAAGACAACCUCAAUAGUGGCUGUGGAACCUACGCAGACCGGUUCACCCAGAUAUACGAUGCUGUUCAUGCUGCGUAUCCAAACAUUACCAUCGUGGCCUCAACUACCGACACUUCGUGCCUCCCAUCCACCAUCCCAGACGGCGUCAUCACCGACAUCCACCACUACCUAACCCCCGACGAGUUCGUCGACCUCUUCAACGAAUGGGAUAACUGGUCGCGCGACUGGCCCAUCCUGGUCGGUGAAUAUGCCAGCACCACCGGCAACGACGGAAGCACUACCUACUGGUCAUACAUGCAGGGAUCCUGCAGUGAAGCCGUCUACAUGAUCGGCAUGGAACGCAACAGCGACAUUGUCAAGAUGGCCAGCUUUGCCCCGUUGUUGGAGCACUUUGAUAUGGCCGAGUGGUCGCCCGAUCUUUUCGGUCUUGACUCUAGUCCCGACUCCAUCACCGGGUCUACCUCGUACUAUGUUCAGAAGAUGUUCUCCACUAACCGGGGAUCCACUGUGCUUCCUGUCAACGCAACUGGCGACUUUGACCCGCUCUUCUGGGUCGCCUCCGUGUCUGACGCUGGCACCUACUAUGUCAAGCUGGCGAACUACGGGUCUACCUCGCAGAACGUGACUGUCAAUAUCGAGGGUACGACAUCGGGUGAGCUUCAGCUGCUCUCUGGGGGUGAGGCUGUGAGUAACUAUCCGCAUGAUGUGUCGAUCACUACCACUACGUCCAGUGUGUCGGGUAGUGGGAGCUUUGCGGUCGAGCUACCAGCCUGGGGGGUGGCAGUUUUGGCUGUUUCUUGAGAAACCAUUUGGUCUAUCAGAUAAGAACGAGGUGUGUGGGUGAGUAAUGAUGUGAAGUUACGUAGUAUGGUCAUUUAUCCUGCC